AUGAGUAAUCCGACCACUCCAGCCGACCGUCCCAGGCGAGUUCAGGAGGUUCAUCAGCCUCGUAUCUUGAUCUGCCCUUCUGGGUUCAAAGAGAGUCUCCAGCCUGGCCAGGUGGCCGACUGCAUCGAAGUCGGUGUACUCAGAGCCGUUCCAGAGGCCAUUGUCACUAAAGCUCCAAUGGUCGACGGCGGUGAGGGCUUCACUAAGGCUUUGGUCGAAUCGACCGGUGGGUCACUCCGACAUAUCACAGUGACAGGUCCCGUCCGAAAACCAGUUUCAUCGCACUACGGCUUCCUCGGCAGCUCUAGCAAUCCAGCUGCGGUAGUUGAAAUGGCGGCAGCUGCAGGCCUCAGCUUGAUUCCAAGAGACCGGCGCAAUCCGUUGCAUACUACGACGUAUGGAGUUGGCUCGCUGAUCGGCGCUGCUUUGGAUGAUGGAGCGACCAACAUCCUUCUUGGUUGUGGUGACUCCGGUACCUGCGAUGGCGGAAUCGGUAUGGCUCAGGCAUUGGGAGCACGAUUUUUCGACAGUCUUGGUCAAGAACUUCCUUGCGCCCGAGGUGGAGCUUCACUGCAUGAUCUUGCAAAAGCGGACCUGUCAGGCCUGCAUCCACGAUUGAAGGAGGUCCAAAUUGAUGUCGCUUGUAAUUGGUACAACGUACUCUGCGGAGCGAAGGGAGUGGCGAGGGUGUUUGGUCCUCAAAAGGGGGCGACACCUGAAGAGGUGGAGUUGCUGUCCAAAGCCAUGGACCGCGUAUCUGUCAUUGUUAGCAAAGAAGUAGGCCAAGACAUUUCGCUCGCUCCAGGGAGUGGUGCAUCAGGAGGAAUGGGCGCAGGACUUAUGUUGAUCGGAGCGCACCUUCAUCCUCGAUUUGACAUUAUCACCAAAUUUUUGAACAUUCAGCAGCUCGUACAAGGCUGUGACAUGGUUAUUACCGCAGAAGGCGGAAUAGACGAGCAGACGCCUCGAGGCAAGAUACCUGCGGAAGUCGCACGAAUCGCGAAGGCCAAAGGCGUGCCGGUGAUUGCUCUGGCUGGCACAGUUGGCGUUGGAGCCAGGAGCAACUAUGCCGCGGGAAUUGAUGCGUAUGCGAGCAUCCUUCAGGCUCCGUGCAAUUUGCAGACCGCGAUCAAUCAGGCGGAAAGGCUUCUAAUCGACUGUGCCGAGAGCGUGACGCGAAUGGUGAUGGUCGGGUGGCAGCUUAAGAAAGCUAUGCGGCCUGUUGUGGACAAGGGCGUUGAUGCAGGAUUUGUACUCAGGCGAAGCAAGACUCUGAUCUACUGA
Molecule: messenger RNA, 1284 nt
Organism: Pseudocercospora fijiensis CIRAD86
Lineage: Eukaryota; Fungi; Ascomycota; Dothideomycetes; Mycosphaerellales; Mycosphaerellaceae
Exons: 2
Coding region: 1-1284 (427 amino acids)
Molecular function (GO): glycerate kinase activity
Source: RefSeq, a predicted model, not a curated record